Didymella exigua CBS 183.55 is the source of this 2099-nucleotide messenger RNA. RefSeq names its product glycoside hydrolase family 27 protein. The coding region runs from base 488 to 2029 and encodes 513 amino acids. Lineage: Eukaryota; Fungi; Ascomycota; Dothideomycetes; Pleosporales; Didymellaceae. The transcript has 2 exons. Gene Ontology annotation, biological process: carbohydrate metabolic process. The record is from RefSeq and is a predicted model, not a curated record. Gene Ontology annotation, molecular function: alpha-galactosidase activity.
GCUUCCUCUGCCAGAGCCUUUUCGAUUCUAGAAGAUGAGGCUCUUCAGCACAUCUCCAUCCUGCAGACUCAGCGUGGGAGCGUGGGUUGCUCAACAAACGAACAUGGUGUGGGGGACGUUCACACCGCAGCCGCUUCCGGGGAAAGACGACCAAUCACAUCGGUCUGCUGCAGCUUCGGCUCUGUCCCCGCACGUAUCCCCGCAAGUCGAUGAAAAGUUUCUCGGGCCUUUGAAGACGAUGACGAUGUUGCGGACGAUUUUCUGCUUCUGGCAGCGAAAGAUGCCCGUCGAACGAUGCGGCGGUCAGCGGACAUGGACGACGGUAGCGCAGUACGUGUUCACACACAAUGGGUAAGGCUCGAUGGAGACAUCGGCGCCGGAAAACAUCUCAGGGUUAUUGUAUAAGAGAAGCGACUUGCGCUGCGAAGUGAUCAGCAAACACCUCGAGCUUCCAGCCUUUCGAUCCACUAUUCACGCUGCAAUCGAGAUGGUGAACUUCAAGUGGGCAACCGCAGCAGCCCUGCUUUUUGGGCAGGCGACUGCAUCUCCUCAGUCGCAGAUGUUCGAGAAGAGACAAGCUAGUGGUGCAGAACCGGCUGUGAUCAUCCCUGGAGCUUCUUCCUACAACGGGCUCAACCUUGUCCCCCAGAUGGGAUGGGACAACUGGAACGCGUUCCAGUGCGAUGUCAAUGAGAGUCUACUGCUCACCACCGCGCAAGAUAUGGUUGCGUUCGGUCUCCGCGACCUUGGAUACAAUUACAUCAUUCUCGACGAUUGCUGGUCGGUUGGCAGAAACGAGAGCGGCUACCUUGUUGAAGACAGCUACAAAUUCCCGAGCGGUAUGAAGGAAGUUGCCGACCAAAUUCACAAACUGGGCCUCAAGUUUGGCAUGUACUCUUCUGCCGGUGUCUUGACUUGCGGUCGAUACCCAGGUUCGCUAGGGUACGAGCAGAAGGAUGCCGACCUCUGGGCUUCUUGGGGCGUCGACUACCUGAAGUACGACAACUGCUUCAACCAGGGCCAGUCUGGAACUCCCAAGUUGUCUUUCGAUCGCUACAGUGUCAUGUCUGAGGCUCUCAACGCAACCGGCCGCGACAUCAUCUACGCCAUGUGUAACUGGGGAAAUGACGACCCAUUCGACUGGGCCUACAGGAUCGCAAACUCUGGACGCAUGUCUGGUGACAUUUACGACUCUUUCAACCGUCCGGAUGAUCGCUGCCCCUGCACUGAAGCUAUUGGCUGCGCUUGGCCAGGGUUCCACUGCUCCGUUAUGAAUAUCUUGAACAAGAUGCCUGCCAUCACCUCCCGUACCAUGUCUGGCUAUUUCAACGACAUGGAUAUGCUCGAGGUUGGCAACGGCGGCCAGAGCGAUUCCGAGUAUGUCGUUCACUUCAGCAUGUGGGCUAUCAACAGCUCGCCCAUGCUCAUCGGCACAAACGUCGGCACUCUGUCUCCCGCCAAUCUUGCCAUCUACUCCAACCCCGCCAUCAUCGCUAUCAAUCAGGAUACUUCAGCCAGUGCUGCCAAGCGUGUCUGGCGCUACCUGGUUGAUGCGGACGAGACCGGCGAGGGCGAAAUCUCGCUUUGGACCCGCAGCCUGGCGAACGGUGAUCGUAUCGUUGCUCUUUUGAACGCUGGCAACACGACUCGCACAAUGAACGCUACCAUCAACGAGGUCUUCUUUGACGAGCGCACCGCAGGUGCCUACCGCGCCCCGGCUCAGCUCAGCCAGACUUGGGACGUCUACGACCUGUGGGCGAACCGUAUGUCCGAGGCCGAGGCUGGCGCCAUUCUAGCUGGCAUGAACGGUACUACUGUACAGAUCAGCAGCAACAGCACGACCAGGUUCAACGCCUCCGCCAUGUCCUAUGCUGAUGGUGUCAAGGCCAUGCACCCUGCUCUCUGGGGGCAAAAAGUUGGCACCCUUGCCCCUGGCGGCCGCUUCGAGGCUGAGAUCGAGAGGCACUCGGUCGGAGUUUACAGGCUGAAGUCCCAGGAGGCAAGCAUGACGAAGAGGGACGAGCUCUAGGUGCUUGGACCAUGACUAAUGAACCAACAAAAUUGUACAUUUGUGUAAUCAGAUUCCUGCACAGCCAGAC